AUGAAGGACAACCUUCACAUGUGCACUUUUCAGAAGCGUGUUGGAAGAGUUAUUGUCCAAGUGAGACGUGUACCAGAGUCGGGCUGUACCAGACUGUGUACCAACCUGAUAACAAAAUACUACCAGCACCUUCUGGCUUUGGCCUUCGCCAUCAAUGAGAUCAAUGAGAAUCCUAACCUCUUGCCCAAUGUCACUCUUGGGUUUCACAUCCAUGACUCCUCCGCAGAUGCAAGAUGGACAUACAGAACCACCCUGGACCUGCUCUUCACUUCACAUAUACUAGUCCCAAACUACCAAUGUGGCAUCCAGAAAAAAAUGAUAGGCAUCAUUGGAGGACAUACUGCUGACACCUCAUCACACAUGGCAAGCAUCUUGAGUCUCCUCAAGGUCCCCCAGCUUUCAUACGGCUCAUUUAAACCAGAAUGGGAUGAUUCGUCCCAUUUCUUUCCCUUUUACCGCAUGGUCCCCAGCGAAAACCUUCAGUAUGUGGGAAUUGUCCAGUUACUUCUGCAUUUCGGGUGGAAAUGGGUCGGGAUUGUCACUAUGGAUAGUGAAAGCGGAGGUCAUUUUUUGAAGACUUUGGAGCCAGUGCUUUCCAGGAAUGGAAUCUGUGCAGCCUUCACACAAAAGAUUUCAGAAAGCUUCCCCUUGGAAAGCACAGAGGUCCUUUGGAAAUACAUCGAAAGUAGUAAUGCAGAUUUCCUGGACAGCAAAGCCAAUGCAGUUCUCGUAUAUGGAGAAACUGGGACUUUAAUGUGGCUGGCAGCUAUUACAUUUAUACCCAUAUAUUAUCAGACUCUAACAGGUUCUGAAGAUGCGUUGAGAGCCUCUACAGGAAAGGUGUGGAUCACCACAGCCCAGGUUGAUUUUGCAUUCGUUAUUUUCCAAAAGAUAUUCAAUAUGCAAAUAUUCCACGGUGCUCUUUCCUUCACAAUUCAUACAAAGGACAUCGUAGGCUUCCAUCGAUUUCUUCAGGUUAUAAAACCCUCCUGGACAAAGGGGGAUGGCUUCAUCAAGAACUUCUGGGAACAAGUGUUCGACUGCGUGUUUCCAGAUUCCAUUAACCCAACCAAAUCUAGUGAAACGUGUACUGGGGAGGAGAGACUGGAGAGCCUCCCUACUCCUUUUUUUGAAAUGAGGACCACCGGCCACAGCUACAGUAUCUAUAACGCUGUCUAUGCCAUCGCACACGCCCUACACCUCAUGGAUUCGUCGAGAACCAAACACAGAGCAACAGAGAACGGGAGCAGCCUCAUUCCUCUGCAUCUCAUGCCUUGGAAGCUCCACACCCUUCUUCGGAGACUUGCUUUCAACAACAGCGCUGGAGAUGAAGUGGCCUUCGAUGAACAUGGAGAAUUGAAAGGUGGAUUCGAUAUUACCAACUUGAUCACUUUUCCAAAUAAUUCCUAUGUCAGAGUCAAGAUCGGGAGGCUGGAUCCUCAGGUUCCCCUUAGUCAAAGAGGAAUCAUCGACAAAGACAGAAUUGAGUGGCAUAUGAACUUCGCCCAGGUGCCUCCUCUCUCUGUGUGUAGUGAUAACUGUAAGCCUGGUUACAGCAGGAAAAAGAAGGAAGGGGAGAAAUUCUGCUGCUACGAUUGUGACCCAUGUCCGGAAGGAAAAAUGUCAGACAAAGAGGCUCUGGUGCUUGCAGUCAUUGUAAAGCACCAGGACACUCCCAUCGUUAAAGCCAACAACCGGAACCUCACCUACGUUCUGCUCAUCUCUCUCUUUCUCUGCUUCCUCUGCUCCUUGCUUUUCAUCGGACGGCCUAACCACGUGACCUGCCUCCUCCGACAAACAGCUUUUGGCAUUAUCUUCUCGGUAGCUGUUUCUUCUGUCUUGGCAAAAACUGUGACUGUUGUUUUGGCGUUUAUGGCAUCCAAGCCAGGAAACCUUUUUAGAAAAUGGGUGGGGAAACAGUCGGCAUAUUAUAUUGUUAUUUCUAGCUCCUUUGCUCAAGUUGGCAUUUGUGCUGUUUGGUUGGGUUUUUCUCCUCCCUUCCCAGAUAUGGACAAGAAUUCGUUGAGUAAAGAAAUCAUCCUGCAGUGCAAUGAAGGGUCCGUCACCAUGUUUUACUGUGUCUUGGGCUACAUGGGAUUUCUUGCCACUGUCUGCUUCAUCGUGGCUUUCCUGGCUAGAAAUCUACCCGACAGUUUCAACGAAGCCAAGUUCAUCACCUUCAGCAUGAUGGUCUUCUGCAGCGUUUGGCUGUCCUUUGUCCCUACUUACCUGAGCACAAGAGGGAAAGACACAGCGGCCGUGGAGAUCUUCUCCAUCCUGACCUCCAGUGCAGGCUUGCUGGGCUGCAUCUUUCUGCCUAAAUGCUAUAUGAUCAUUCUGAGGCCUGAGUUGAACAGCAGAGAGCAGCUGAUGAGGAAAAAACAUUACAAUUUGUAA
Messenger RNA from Heteronotia binoei (common prickly gecko), 2397 nucleotides. Its product is annotated as vomeronasal type-2 receptor 26-like. Gene Ontology annotation, biological process: G protein-coupled receptor signaling pathway. Lineage: Eukaryota; Metazoa; Chordata; Lepidosauria; Squamata; Gekkonidae. The record is from RefSeq and is a predicted model, not a curated record. Bases 1 to 2397 code for a protein of 798 amino acids. Gene Ontology annotation, molecular function: G protein-coupled receptor activity. Gene Ontology annotation, cellular component: membrane. The transcript is spliced from 6 exons.